This is a messenger RNA of Rasamsonia emersonii CBS 393.64, 372 nucleotides long. RefSeq names its product 60S ribosomal protein L31. Gene Ontology annotation, cellular component: ribosome; cytosolic large ribosomal subunit. NCBI's taxonomy places the organism in Eukaryota, Fungi, Ascomycota, Eurotiomycetes, Eurotiales, Trichocomaceae. The transcript has 3 exons. The record is from RefSeq and is a predicted model, not a curated record. Gene Ontology annotation, molecular function: structural constituent of ribosome. Gene Ontology annotation, biological process: cytoplasmic translation. Bases 1 to 372 code for a protein of 123 amino acids.
AUGUCGAGCAACACCAAAGCCGGGAAGAAGGGCGGGCGCUCUGCCAUCGCCGAUGUCGUGACGCGAGAGUACACGAUUAACCUGCACAAGAGAGUGCACGGUGUCACCUUCAAGAAGCGCGCUCCUCGUGCCAUCAAGGCGAUCCGCGACUUCACCGAGAAGGCCAUGGGCACCAAGGACGUCCGCCUCGACCCGCAGCUGAACAAGAAGGUCUGGGAAUCCGGCAUCAAGGGUGUCCCGCGCCGCAUCCGCGUCCGCAUCUCCCGCAAGCGCAACGACGAGGAAGGAGCCAAGGAGAAGCUGUACUCGUACGUCCAGGCCGUCAACGUCAAGAACCCCAAGGGCCUGUCCACCACCGUUGUCGAGGAGUAA